This is a messenger RNA of Durusdinium trenchii, 1062 nucleotides long. The record is from the annotation of a GenBank genome assembly. NCBI's taxonomy places the organism in Eukaryota, Dinophyceae, Suessiales, Symbiodiniaceae.
AUGAGCAGAACGUGGACUGAAUGCAAGCAGUCCAGGUCUCGUGAACGAAGCAGAUCUGCGACGGGCAGGCAUGAGGACAAGCAUUGCCGGAAAGAGACAAUGUCGGAGGUUCCCGUGCUUGAGAGGAAGGUUUCGGCAGAGGUCGACAAAACCGAUGUAAAUGCCAACUCGUUGAACGUGGAUGAGUUUCUUCAACCGCAGUGGUGGAUUCCAGAAGUGGAAGGUGUAAGUGUUGGCGACCAUCAGUUCCUUCAAGUUCUUGGCGAAGGUACUCAUGGCCGUGUUUACAAGGUUGCAGAUCAAGUAUGUGGAGGGUUCAAUGCUGUGAAAGUGAUCAGGAAGAACCGCUUGAAGACCAUGGACGAGAUCUAUGGCAUUGCCGGCGAGUGUAACACUUUGGCUUGGCUCAAGCAUCCCAACAUCAUUGGGUUGCGUGGUGCUGUCCAUGCCAAUCAGAACAUCUACGUCUUUAUGGAGUACGCCGGUAAUGUCUCCCUGCACAAGCUCUUGCAAUUGAGGGAGAACCAAGUCGGACUUGAUAUGAGCAUGGCCCGCCAACUCUUCAAUCAGAUUGCUGAUGCAGUGGCGUACUGUCAUUGCCACGGACUUGCCCACUGUGAUUUGAAACCGCAGAAUAUUGUGCUGAACGAGGAUGGAACAGCAAAGAUCGUAGAUUUUGGGUUGGCAUUGAAGCUGGGUUGGCCCGUAGGGGAUCCACGUGGCACAUGGCCAUUUACUGCACCGGAAGCAGCUUGGCCUUGCGGACGCCCUUGGGAUUUGGCGAAGGCAGAUGUUUUCUCCCUUGGAGCAGUGCUGAUUGAGAUGCUGUGCGGUACGGACAAGCUCUUCCGGAUGUUCGGCUGGAUGGCGCAGACGCCUUUGAACUUGCUAAGGGUGCAGGAGAUGAUCGCCUUCUUGGCCACCCCUGGAGCGAUUUCUACCAGCUUGGCCACUGAUAUAGGCUAUUCUUCACAAGACGCUUCUUCAAUGAUCACAGGCAUGAUGAACGUUGUCCCUAUGAAGCGAUGGAGCGCAAAAGUUGCUGCAUCAUUCUGCUGGUGA